AAGUCGUUCCGGCUCCCUCACAAAAUUGAAAAGCUCUCUCUCUCUCUCUCUCUCUCUUAAUGUCAGCCUGAGAGCGACCGUCCGGUGGGUGUGUCCGGCGAAAUGGCGAGGAAGAAGGGCAAGGAAGUCGCCGGGAAAGGAUCGUCCGGCAAGCGGAAGGUCGACGACGACCGCCGCGACGACGACAAGACCGGCGGCGGCCGCAAGCGGAGGAACCGCGGCGUCCUCCAGUUCUUCGAGGACGCCGCCGACGAGACCGGCGGCGGCGACGACUCCAGCGACGACAGCAUCUUCGACGAUGAAGGUUUCAUGGAAGAAGUUGAUGCUGUGCAAAAUCUCAAGAAUGAUGCAUUUAAAGCACAUAACCUUCCGGUUUUCCCCAAAGAAGAGCAGUUCGAGGAGGAAUUUGAUAAAAUUAUGGAAGCACGUUACAGAGAUGGCUCAGCGCUUGUAAGAUUUGCUGAUGAAUAUGAUGCGAAGGACUCGGUUGAAGUAGGUUCUGGUAUGCCUUCUGUUAAGGAUCCAGUGGUCUGGAAAGUUAAAUGCACGGUUGGUCGAGAGAGAAAUUCAGCCUUUUGUCUUAUGCAGAAGUAUGUUGACUUAAUGUCACUGGGUAACAAGAUUCAGAUUAUAUCUGCAUUUGCUAUUGACCAUGUUAAAGGUUACAUUUACAUUGAAGCAGACCGUCAGUCUGAUGUAAUUGAGUCAUGUAGGGGCCUCUGUAGUAUCUAUACUAGUCGAAUAGCACCAGUUCCGAGAAACGAAGUUUCCCAUUUGCUUUCUUUGAGAAGCAAUCGCAGUGAAGUCUCUGUGGACACAUGGGCCCGUGUGAAGAAUGGUAAAUACAAGGGGGACCUUGCAAAGAUUGUUGCGGUAAAUAAUGAGCGAAGAAGGGCAACAGUGAAGUUGAUCCCCAGAAUCGACUUACAGGCGAUGGCUGAGAAAUUUGGUGGGGGUGCUUCUAUUAAGAGAACAGCUGUACCAGCGCCCAAAUUAAUCAGCUCAAGUGAACUCGAGGAGUUCCGUCCUAUGAUGCAGUUUCGGCGCGAUCGUGAUACUGGCAAACAUUUUGAGGUUCUUGAUGGAUUGAUGUUCAAGGAUGGAUAUUUAUACAAAAGAAUGUCAUUAGAAGCAUUAAGCUUUUGGAGUGUCAUGCCUACAGAAGAGGAAUUAUUGAAGUUUCAGCCUUCUGAGAAUAAUGAAUCUGGAGAUUUGGAAUGGCUUUCACAGAUUUAUGGUGAGAAAAAGAAAAAGCGAACAAUAGAGUGUGAUAAAGGUGGUGAAAAAGGAGAUGGCUCAUCCAGCUCCAAUUCUGCAAAAAAAUACGAACUAUAUGAACUUGUCAGUCUUGGGGGAAAAGACUUUGGUCUUAUUGUUGGAUUUGACAAAGAUGAUAGUUACAAGAUCCUUCAAGAGGGCUCAGAGGGAAGUAAAGUGUUGAAUGUGGGUGUUCAUGAUAUAAAGAAUGGACCCUUUGAGGGAAAGUUUACAGCAUUUGAUCAGCACAAGAAACCCAUUUCAGUUAAUGACUCAGUUCGGGUGCUGGAAGGUCCAUCAAAGGAUAAGGAAGGGAUUGUCAAGCAAAUCUACAGAGGGAUUGUCUUUCUACACAAUGAGAAUGAGGAGGAAAAUGGGGGUUAUACCUGUUGCAAAGCUCAAUGUUGCGAGAAAAUGAAAGCUCCAGUUCAUGCAUGCUCUGAAAAGGGUGCUGAAUCAGGUUUUUUUGGAUUUGAUGAUUCACCAUCUUCUCCCAAAUCCCCUUUGUCACCUAAGAAGUCAUGGCAAGCGAGGGAAAACAAUGACUUUACUCGAGGUGAUAAAGAUGGACCAUUCUCGGUCGGGCAAACAUUGAGAAUCAGGGUUGGCCCUUUGAAGGGAUAUCUUUGCCGUGUCAUAGCUGUAAGGCGUUCUGACAUCACAGUGAAGCUUGACUCUCAACAAAAAGUUCUUACAGUUAAAUCGGAGCAUCUUGCUGAACUUCGUGGAAGGAGCACUGCUAUAUUGAAUGGGGUGGAUCCUGACUCCAGUACCUCAAAACCAUUUGAUCUUUCUGGAAAUGAGGGAUGUUCUACAGAUUGGAUAGGUGGAGCUGGACCUUCAGCAGGUGGCAGUGGCUGGAACGUUGGAGGGUCAUCUGAUACGGGGAGUUCCUGGCCUAGUUUUUCUGCCUCAGGAUUUUCGGUUCCAACUGAACAUGAUUCUGCAGAUCCAUCUAGCUCUGCAGGUUUUGAUUCCAAAAAGGAUGUAGAGGACAACGGAUGGGAGAAAAAAGUGGCUCCAGAACAGCACUCCACUUGGGGUAAAGCUGCAUCCACUGAUAAAGAGGCCUCUCAUGAUGAUCAAAUAAGUGGGUGGGGAAAAGGUGAUGACAUGUGGAACAAAGCUAGCACAAAAGGUAGUUUUGGUGGCAGUUCUUCAGGCAGCUGGGGUAAAGGAUCGCAACAAACUGGAGUUGCUGCAGAAUCUUCUAAAAAUGAUGCAGGCAAUUGGGGCAAUGCAACACUUGGAGCUGGGAAUGAAAAGGAUGGGAAUGUCACUAACAAAAGUGCACAGAAGGAUUCGGAUGAAUCUUUUGGUAGAGGGGAGGAUAAUGCCUUUGGUGGGGAUAAAGGUGGUUGGAACAAACCAAAGACUUCUAGCACUGAUGGCGGUUCUUCUUGGAAUAAUUGGAAUAAUCAAGAUGCUAGUUCAUCAUUGGGAAAAGCGGAAGACCCUUCAAAGGAUUCUCAUAGUUGGGGUGGUGUGAACCUCAAGACGAAAAGUCAUCUUGAUUCCUCUAGUGAGGCUGCAGCUUUUGAAGAAAAGAACAAGGAUUUAAGUGAUAAAUGGGGUAAACAAGCUGGAGGUUCUUGGAAGAGAACAGAUGGAAGUUCUUGGAAUGCAGCUGAUGAGGGCUCAUCAUUAAAGAGAGAUGAAGGGGUUUCUUCGUGGAAGAAACAAGAUGGAGUUUCUUCAUGGAGUAAAUUAGAUGAUGGUAAUGAGAAAGAUGGCUCUUCUACAUGGGGCAAACGAGCUGACCGUCAUUGGGAUAAAACAAGUAAAGCAGAUGGGGUUUCAUCAUGGAGUAAGCAAGCUGACGCACAUAAAGAAGAUGGCGGUUCCUGGGGGAAAGGAGAUGGAAGUUCUUCUUGGGGUAAGCAAACUGGAGGAUCUUCAUGGGACAAACAAGGAAAUGAGGACCGAAGUCACAGAUGGAGUACAUCUCAAACUGUUGGUGGAGAUCAAGGGUGCAGAGAUUGGGGGAAGGAAAAGAAAGAUGAUUCAAAUAAGCAAGACUCAUGGGAGAGGCGGAAAACAUUUGAUGGGGGUCGUGGAUCAGGUGGGAGAAGAGGAAGAGGUGGUCAACAAGGUGGUGGUCGUUUUGGAAGAGGAAGAUCAUACGGUCAGGAUUCGUCAUCUGGAUGGAAAAAUGAAGGUGAUGGUGCUGCAUCUUGGGUUAAAGAAAAAAGUUCAGGCAGUGGAUGGGGAAGCUCAGAGGGAUCCUGGGGCAACAGAAAGGUGGAUUCUUCUUCUGGGGGUAAUGGUGGAUAUGAGAGCCGCAAUCAAAGAGGCAGUUGGAACAAACCCAAAUCUUUUGGCGCUGAUGGAGGAUCUUGGAAUAAACAAGAUGGAGGAUCUUGGAGUAAACAAGAUGAAGGAUCAUCCUGGAGUAAACCGGUUAGAGGAUCUUGGAAUGAUGCUGGAGGUAACUCUGGCAAUCAGGAACUGAAAGCUGAUUUUGCAUCUUCCUGGGGGAACAAAGAAGGUUCGAAGAGUGACUGGGCUAAAUCCAAGGACUCCUGGGAGAAAGAGAAGGGGGAUUCAGGACCUGGUGGAUGGAGCACAGGUAAAUCUGGUGGCAACAAUCAAACUGAUAGCUGGAACAAGCCAAAGAUUUCUUCUGAAUGGUCUUCAUGGAACAAACAAGGUGAAAAUGCUUCAUGGAAUGAACACGCAGGAGACACUUCAAGAGCUGGGGAUGACAAGUGGGAUGAUAUGAUUGGAAACCUUAAUAAGUCUUCUUCCAGUGCUGCACCAUGGGGAAAGAACAAAUUCACAAGCAACGCUGAGAGCAGCAGGAAAAAAUCCGAGGAAUCUUGCGACACUGGAAAUGCAGAUUCUGGUGCGGAUGCAUUGAAUGAAGGUGGAUCUACUGGCCAGGAGAUGGACCAGUGGAGCAAGCCAAAGGCUUCCGAUGCCAUUGGAGGGUCAUGGAACAAAAGCGGAGGCUCUUGGAAUAAACAAGAUAAAGAUUCUUCCUAUGGUAAACAAGAUGGAGGCUCUUUUUUGAGUGGUUUGGAAAGUGGGAAAAAUGUUGAUGGUUGGAAGAAAACUGACUGUUCUGUUGGGGGAGAAGGGUCUGGUGGUCGGAACAAGGGAUGGUCUGGAAACAAAUAUAAUUCUGAUGGUGGGUCAUGGAAUAAAAAUGGAGGCUCUCUUGGUAAAGAAAGUGGAGAAUCUGCAUGGGGCAAACAAGGUGGUGGGUCCUCCUGGGCUGGGCAGGGAAGUGGAAACAAUGGUGAUGGUUCGAAGAAAACUGAGAAUUCUGGUGGAGGAGAAGGGUACAGUAAUUGGAAGAAGGGAUGGUCGGGAAACAAAGAUGACCCUGGCAGAGGGUCAUGGAAUAAAGAGAGUGGAGAUUCUUCAUGGGGCAAACAAGGUGAUCGGUCCUCCUGGGCUGGGCAGGGAAGUGGAAACAAUGGUGAUGGUUGGAAGAAAACUGAGAGUUCCAGAGGAGAAGGAUCUGGUGGUUGGAAUAAGAGUUGGUCUGGAAACAGAGAUGACGCUGAGGGUGGGUCUUGGAACAAAAAUGGAGGAUCUUCAAAUAAAGAAAGUGGAGAUUCUUCAUGGGGCAAACAAGGUGGUGGGUCUUCCUGGGCUGGGCAGGGAAGUGGAACCAGUGGUGAUGGUUGGAAGAAAACUGUGAGUUCUGAUGGAGGAGAGGGUUCCGGUGGUUGGAAGAAAGGAGGGUCAGGGAAUAUGGAUGAUGCAGAUGGGAGCAGUUGGGAGAAGCCGAGACCAUCUGAUGGGGGCCAAGGAUGGUCAGGUGGGAGAAGUGGGUGGGGUGGUGGCCGAGGUGGUAAUUGAGAUCAAUUUGCUGGCAAAAGAUAAUUUGGUCGUGGUCAGUCUUUAGGAUCGAAUGGCUGAUGUUUCCUCCUGUGGGACUUCCUAAACCUUUUGGGAUGCAUAACUUGCCAGCCUUUGUUAAUAUUAUGGUAAGUACUACUUUGCAGUGAUAGUUAUUUCUAGGAAUGGUAGACGGAUGUCUAGAAAUUAUUAUGUUUUGGGAACAGGGGAAAUGUUUGAAAUGUUAUUUUGUUGCUGUUGUUAGCCGUCGGUUAUAUCUGCUGUUCAAUUGAAUGUGUUGUUUGCUUUGGUUCUCAACUGAAACUUUAGCCCCUAUUUUAUGUCCUGUUUACGAGACUUGUUACUCAGGCAGCUGGCCAAGUGGUACAAGUUGCAUUGUUCAUGCCCAAAUAGUAUGAAGAAGCCUUGGUCCUAGGUUCAGAUA
Messenger RNA from Eucalyptus grandis, 5491 nucleotides. RefSeq names its product protein RNA-directed DNA methylation 3. The transcript has 19 exons. Gene Ontology annotation, cellular component: DSIF complex. Gene Ontology annotation, biological process: transcription elongation by RNA polymerase II; regulation of transcription by RNA polymerase II; regulation of DNA-templated transcription elongation. NCBI's taxonomy places the organism in Eukaryota, Viridiplantae, Streptophyta, Magnoliopsida, Myrtales, Myrtaceae. The record is from RefSeq and is a predicted model, not a curated record. Gene Ontology annotation, molecular function: mRNA binding. The coding region runs from base 103 to 5067 and encodes 1654 amino acids.